This is a messenger RNA of Mobula hypostoma (lesser devil ray), 6012 nucleotides long. It is a transcript of the gene pard3aa, whose product is annotated as par-3 family cell polarity regulator alpha, a. Lineage: Eukaryota; Metazoa; Chordata; Chondrichthyes; Myliobatiformes; Myliobatidae. The transcript has 25 exons. Gene Ontology annotation, biological process: cell adhesion; establishment or maintenance of epithelial cell apical/basal polarity; establishment of centrosome localization. Gene Ontology annotation, cellular component: apical plasma membrane; apical junction complex; cell cortex. The record is from RefSeq and is a predicted model, not a curated record. Bases 283 to 4422 code for a protein of 1379 amino acids. Gene Ontology annotation, molecular function: phosphatidylinositol binding; protein binding.
CCCUGUGUGGGAGCUCUGCGCUUGGUUCCCACAAAUAGGAACAGGUGGCCGCAGUCGGGCAGGCAGAAGCGCCGAGCGCAGCCCUGCUUGUAUACUCACCAUGGACCCCGCUUCACUGCACACGCGGAGGGCCAGAGUGGACUAAACACAGGCUGUGCGCCCGCGAAAGCAAGGGAAGAUCGUUCUCGUUGCUUAUCUUUCUGGGGGACUUGGAUUUACGGUCCGAAGCGACCUUGCAGAUAUAGAUAUUGUUUAUAGAUACGUUUCUCUGGAAAGGGGGGAAUGAAAGUGACCGUUUGCUUCGCGAGAACCAGGGUGGUUGUCCCUUGCGGAGAUGGAGCCAUCACCGUGCACAGCCUCAUUCAGCAAGCCGUCACCAGGUAUCGCCGAGCCAUCGCCAAGGAUCCAGGUUACUGGGUACAAGUACAUCGCCUGGAGCACAGUGAUGGUGGCAUUUUGGAUCUCGAUGACAUCCUCUCUGACGUUGCUGACGAUAAGGACCGACUUGUUGCCAUCUUUGAAGAGCAAGACCCCCACCAUGGUGGUGAUGGAACCAGUGCUAGUUCAACGGGCACUCAAAGCCCUGAUAUGUUCAGCAGUGAAUCGACACCAAACUCCUUGUCUGCAUUUCAACCCUAUCAAGUAUCAAGUGAGAUCGAGGUCACACCAUCUGUCCUCCGAGCAAAUAUGCCACUCCAUGUGCGACGUAGUAGCGACCCUGCUCUCAUUGGUCUUCUGUCCCCAGUAUCAGGACCUAAUCUUAACUCUGCAGAACCAUCUCGCAAAAACCCUACUCGUUGGUCAACAACACCAGGCUUUCCAAAGCCAAGCCAGACAUCAAGUAGCCUUGAUAGAAAAAAGAAGGAGCCAACUCAGAGAAAUCCAGUAAAUGGGCAGGACAAUUACAGGAGUUUGCCAAGAGAUGCAGGCCAUUGGUCAAAUCAAUUUCAACGGGACAAUGCCCGAUCAUCUUUAAGUGCCACUCACCCUAUGGUCGACAAGUGGCUGGAACGGCAGGAGCAGGAGGAGGAAGGGACAGAAGACGAGAACAACAGGACUGAGCCAGUUAUUCGUGCUGAUUCUUGCCUUGAGCACGGACAGAGUUUUUCGCUUAGUGACGUGCUAAAGCUGGUUGAAGUCUCCAAUGAUGGAGGACCUUUGGGAAUCCAUGUAGUGCCUUUCAGUUCCACAGGUGGAAGGACCCUAGGGUUACUGGUGAAGCGUCUGGAGAAAGGUGGUAAAGCCGAGCGGGAAAAACUGUUCAAUGAGAAUGACUGCAUCGUCAAAAUAAAUGGUGGUGAUUUGCGAAAUAUACGAUUUGAACAAGCGCAACAUAUGUUUCGCCAAGCCAUGCGUUCACAUGUUAUUUGGUUCCAUGUGGUCCCUGCAGCAAAUAAAGAGCAGUAUGAACAAGUUCCUUUGGGUGAUAAAAAUGUCAGCUAUUCCAGUCGAAUCAAUAUGGAUACUCAGGGCAAUGAUCGAAAGAGUGCUAUUAACGCAAGUCUUGAUGAAACACCCCAGAGAUUGUCUCGAACAACAAAUGAGGCAGAUCAGACUGCUUCUUAUUCUCACCUACCUCACAAUCAGAAUUCAGCAUCAAAACCUCCGACAGGUCAGAACCUGACUCCCCAAAGAAUUAGUUCUACACCUACCACAAGCUUUAGCACCAAAAAAGUCGGGAAGAAACUCAAUAUUCAGCUGAAGAAAGGUCCCGAAGGUCUUGGGUUCAGCAUCACAUCACGAGAUGUCCCCGUUGGUGGUUCAGCACCGAUUUAUGUGAAAAAUAUCCUUCCAAAAGGUGCAGCCAUCCAAGAUGGCAGGUUGAAGGCAGGAGACCGCCUUCUAGAGGUAAAUGGUGUUGAUUUAACGGGAAAAAUACAAGAGGAGGUGGUGACCCUGCUGAGGAAUACAAAGAUGGGUGGUAGUGUCAAUCUACUAGUCCUCCGGCAAGAAGAAACCUUCCUCCCUCGCGAGCUGAAAAAAGAAUCAAGUCAGAUGCAGGGACCAAGUGACUUGAAAGCAGAGGAUGAUGACUUGGUUCUUACACCAGAUGGCACGAGGGAGUUCCUGACUUUUGAAAUUCCUCUCAAUGACACUGGAUCUGCAGGCCUUGGAGUUAGUGUCAAAGGAAAUAGGUCGAAAGAGAAUCAUGCUGACCUGGGCAUAUUUGUGAAGUCUAUCAUCAAUGGAGGAGCAGCAUCUAAGGAUGGAAGGCUUAACGUGAAUGACCAGCUUAUUGCAGUAAACAGUGAAUCGUUGUUGGGAAAGACAAAUCAAGAUGCCAUGGAAACACUCCGAAGAUCUAUGUCUACAGAGGGAAAUAAAAGGGGGAUGAUCCAGUUGAUUGUUGCCAGGAGGAUAACAAAACAUAAUGAGCUCGAGACACCUGGGAGUCCCCCUGGGCCUGAGUUGCCAAUUGAUGCCGUGAUGGAAGACAGGGAGCGAAGGAUUUCACAUUCACUUUACAGUGGAAUCGAGGGGCUGGAUGAGUCACCCACCAGGAAUAUUGCGUAUAACAGAUUGAUGGGUAACUGCCAAAUGUCCCCAACAGUGAACAUGACCCAAGAUGACAUAGUUAUUAUUGAGGAUGACAGACCACCUGGCAAUCUUCCUCGACUGUCUAAUCAGUCAUCUAUGGGUUACCAUCAUGAAAUGAAUUCUGUAACUUCUGGUCUUUGGGUGAAAGAACCUGAUAAAGAUAGAACAGAUGGUGCUUUAAAUUCAGAUGUCGAUCCUGCCAUUGCCUUUCAGCGAGAGGGAUUUGGACGUCAGAGCAUGUCUGAAAAACGUACUAAACAGUUUGGAGAUGCCAAUCAGCUGGACUUUGUUAAAACACGGAAAUCUAAAAGCAUGGAUUUAGUAGCUGAUGAGACUAAUCUUGAUUCCUUGGCUGAGCAGAUAACCCCAGGCUCGUCGACCAGGGAUGUUGGGCCUUCAUUAGGGCUGAAGAAAUCAAGCUCAUUAGAAAGUCUGCAGACAGCAGUUGCUGAGGUAACUUUGAACAGUGAUAUUCCUUUUCAUCGUCCACGACCCCGCAUCAUCCGAGGAAGAGGUUGCAACGAAAGUUUCCGGGCUGCCAUUGACAAAUCAUAUGAUAAACCAGCAGAAGAUGAUGAUGACGAUGAAGGAAUGGAAACAUUGGAGGAAGACACCGAAGAGAGUUCUAGAUCAGGUAGAGAGUCUGUAUCAACAGCAAGUGACCAACCGUCUUUGGCCAGUGGGCAGCAGUUGGGCACAGUGGAGAAACAGGUCAAUGGUUCAAAAGCCAAAGAGGACAGAAAGAAAGAAAAGUCUGGAAAAGAGAGAGAAAAGAAGAAAGACAAAGAGAAAGAGAAGGAAAAGGACAAAGAGAAGAAUAAAGCAAAGAAAGGGAUGUUGAAAGGUCUUGGAGAUAUGUUCAGAUUUGGGAAAUACCGGAAAGAAGAAAAAAUUGGAAAGCUUGAUCGUAAAGGGUCAAACAAGGGCAAGCUGGAAGAAACUCAUUCAUCUGAAGAUGAGCGGAUACGAAUGAGGCAGGAGCAAGAGAGAAUCCAGGAAAAACACCGGGAAAUUCGGGAGCGGCAGGCCCGAGAACGAGACUAUGCUGAUCCACAAGAUUUGAGCAGAACCUAUGGAUCUGAGGAUGACCCAACAUAUGCUGGCAUGAGUUGGUAUGAAUCUUCUGCGGACAUCGGACGCCAUCUAGUUUUAAACACUCGACCACAGAGUGCAAGGGAGGAAACACAACCAAUGGAAGCAGUCUAUGCCCAAGUGAAUAAACCAAGAAACGGGAAAAUUCCAACUAGUGAAAGUAACAGACUGGCUCCUAGUAAUCAUGAUCGGAUACAGAAGCUAAGAAAUGAAUUUCAGCAAGCGAAGCAAGAGGAGCUCGAGGACAGGAGACGAACAUACAGUUUUGAACAGCCUUGGCCCAGCUCUGGCCCUUAUGCUCAAAGUGGUCGGCACUCUGUGUCUGUAGAAGUCCAGCUUCAGCGCCAGAGACAGGAAGAGAGGGAGAGUUUCCAGCAGGCUCAGCGGCAGUACAGCUCAUUGCCAAGGCAAAGCAAAAAGAAUUCCAGUUCCAUGACUCCGGAAGCAUGGGAUAAAAGUUACACCCCAGGUGAAGGGUUUCAGAGUGCAAAGGACAAUCCCAGGUAUUCCAGUUAUCAGGGUUCUCGGAAUGGCUACCUAGGACAUGGAGUCAAUGCACGGGUUUUGAUGGAGACACAGGAACUGCUGCGCCAAGAGGAACAGCGACAAAAGGAUCAGUUGAUUGCAAACAAGCCCGUAGAAGGGCGUAAUAAUUACGACUCUUACAAACCCGAUCCAGCCUACAGCCUUCCAAAAGGUCCUUACAGGCAAGAUGUUCCUCCGUCCCCUUCUCAGGUAGCCAGACUGUCCCGGUUACAAAUGCAGGACAAAGGUCGGCCGUUCUAUCCGUAACCCCAGAAUAAGAAGGUUGAUGUACAAGGCAAUAAGUCACUUUUUAAGUCACUUUCCUCUGAAUAUCAAAGGAGAAGAACUUCCAAUCUCUUGCAGUCUUUUGCAUCAUUUUUCUAUUCCAGUGCCUUCAGUAAUUUGAGAAAAGACUCACUGGCAUUAACCUGCCAUCUUCUGUCUGUCAUAGCCAGCAGCUGAUAAUACAGAAAGACUUUCUCACAGUUUGACAAUCAGGUGGAAGCUGAAAAAGUCUGUUGUCAUGAGAAUCUAAUCAUGUGAUUCUUCUCCAGACAUCAUGUCUGAUUUUUAGCUACUUAAGGCUGGAUUUAUUCUGCUACCUUCACAGUGCUCCUGUGCGAAACUGUAUUGUGAGGGAUCAUGGAUAUCCAUUUUCCCCAAAUGUAUACAGCUUGGCGUAAAUUGAUGUAUUCAGGAAUAUCAUUACAUUAGUCCCAUGGGGACACUUUUAAAUGUGAAAUUCACUUCAACACCGACUAGAAAAUUUCUGCAUCCUUUCUCCACAAUUUGAAUAUUUCUUGAUUGGAAGAUUGUUGUUUGUGUUUCUGGAUAAAAUAUACCACACUUCAAAAAAAACAAUAAAUUGCUGUGUACUUUUAGCCUAUGUAAUAAUUCAAAUCUGACUGAGAAAGCCCUGUGGAAAUUGUGGAGCUUGAUAAAUUGUGGACCAUACCGUACCACUGUUCAUUGUAAUUCAUCUAGUUCAUUGAUGGAGGAAAGAAUAACUGCCAAUUUCAUGAUUCUUUCAUUUUUUUUUUGGUUUCGUUUACAGCCAGUAACAUACACAGAGGGAGUGUUAGUCCAAUUUGAAAGUCUUGCCUUGUUCUAUGAAUGUCCUGGCCACUGCAAGCCCUUAGGCCAACAAGCAGAGCAAUGUGUCACAUAUCAGGCCAUUGGGAAUUGUGGGGCAAAAUAAAGAAGGGAAACUUGACUAGUUUUCAUGCAAGUCUGUAACACUGCAAAUCUGUUAGGUCAAGUAGGAGACUGUUAAUGCUUCCAGUUUUCAUUAUAUCUUUGUAUUGUACCAGAUGUGAGUGACUAUAUAGUAAACAAUAAUGUCUGUGCAAGUUCAAGGAAAAAAGGAAGAAACAAUUUUGUUUUAUAUAUUAAAAGACACACAAAUAAGUGACUAAUGUUUUAAUAUUACUUUUAAUGUGAUACCCUAGUGUACAUUUGGGAAUUUGGAAAGCUUUCCUUUAAACAAUUUUGUAAGUGCUUAUUUUGGUAUACGGAGGAUGGAACAAUUAAGUGCCUGCAGUUCCUGAUGUGAGAGAGAAUCAUUUUGGGUCAUUUCUCACACACUAGCUGUAUUGGGCACUGUGUGAACCAGGAAGUCCAUGCCUACUUCUUUUAAGGACUUUUUUAUUUCUGUUGAGCUGCUUUCAAAAUAUGGGAAAGCUCUCUGCAAUUAUUGAUGUCUAAUUUGCUUGUUUGUUGCCUUCCUUCCAAUUUUACUAUGAUGUUUUAAACAAAAUGCAAGCACAGUGCAAUCAGUUUUUAAUGGCUCUUUUACACAGUGUAUAAAACAAUGUAAGACAGCUUUCUUGUACAUAUCACUUUAGAAUAAAAAGGCUG